CUGGUCCCAGCAAGGCUUGUGCCUGGAUGAGAUUCAUGAAUAUGAAGUAAAUUGAGAAAUCCUCAUAGACUUGUUCGAUUUCUUCGUGUCAAUUUUGUCUUGUGCGGAUCCUGUCAACUUCGAGUCAAGGCCGUAAUGAAUACUUUAACAUUGUCCAUCGCAGUAACCUGCCACUUCACAUUAAAUACUUUUCUGCAAUUUCGUCGCACAGGACUUUUGAAAAGCACAAUACAUUUCUCGCAUGUAUGUCCUUUAUGAUAAAUUGGCAAAGCGGAAUUCUCUGUUUUCUUGUCUUCUCAACUGCAGGUCAUCUGAAUCAGGAUGGGAGAAAGGACUUCCCCUGUUAAAGAAGAUGUUCUUCAACUGUUGGAGGAAUUCAAGGAGGAGCUGAAUUCAGUGGAAACAGAGGAGAAUUUUGCGUUCACGGAUGAGGAAUGGCUGUCUCAUUUGGAGCUCAAAUUCUUUUUACGCGCUCAACGUGUGAGAUUGUUACGAUCAUUUGUGAAAGGAUUUGAAUCGCUGCACAAGCCGUCUUCCAGAGCUCGCCUGAAGGAGGCACUUUCAUUUGUGCAAGAGUUACUUGAAAAGAUUGAAAUAAAAUCACAGAAUCGUAUUUUGGCAACUGAGCCUGGGUCAAUUCCAAUAGUAUUGUCUUUAGCUCAGCGGUACAAAUUAUCAGCCAAUGAGACAGAUUUGUUCCAACUCCUAUUUGUUCGUGGAGCUUCUAAAUCUACAUUAGUUCGUACUUCAACAGCAGCAAUAAUUGGAGGGAAAGAUGAUAAAGAGAUGGUCAUAAAUCUUUGUGGUAUGAGCUUCAUGGAUUUGCAGGACUUUUUGCAUGACAAAAGAACUCAUAUAUCGGAGGGAAUCAUUAUACAGGAUGAUUAUGAUGGGAAGCUAAUCAUGUCCAAUGAUGCUAUAUCUGCAUUAUUGUUGCGGCCUUUGAAAACGGAACAACGCUUGAAAUUGAAUAAAACAGAGCUUUUAAAUAUUUUGGAGUCUAGAAAGAUUCAAAACAAAAUACCUAGGCAAACAAUUGAGCAUGUUCCACUUGAGGUUCCUGGGAUAAUGGCAACUAGUCCAGCAUCCUUGCCUGGUUCAGAAAAUACCAGUAAGAGCAUGCCAGAUGAUAAGGCAACAGGUGAAGUUGCUAACGGAUGUCUAACAGAGGAUAUCGUUUCUGAAGUGGUUGACCCGUAUACAUUGAUCAAUCAAAUACAAACAUCCACCCCUAAAAAAAACCUAGAUUUUGUUACCUCUGAAAUAAAAGGCCCUGAUGUGGCUCACCAGAUCAAAAGUUUAGAAAAUGGCAAAAUUUCUGGAUCUUCCUCCACCAUUUGCAAUGAGAAGGCAAAGGAUUCAGAUAGUGAGCUUGAUCCUUAUAGUUCAAGUCUUGAAUAUUUGGAUGAUGCAUUCCAAGUCUUGUCUCUGAAACUUCGUAUUUCAAAGGCACGCCAUAAAGAGAAUUUGAAAGAAGCAUUUAACAAUGAGCGUUCUAGGCAUCGGUCCUCCCGAUUAAUCAAUGACACGAGUAUUCGUGAACUGCAUGCAAAGUUAAAGUUUGUGCAAAGUCGACAUGAGGAAAGAAUCAAACUUACUGAGGAAGCAUUCAAACAUGGAUACACAGAGCUUCCUCGAUUGGAAGUGCUUGCUACAAAGCUUGGAUUGGAUACAUUUGAGAAAGGGGUUAUCCUUAUGCUCACUGCUGUGUCAAUAUCACCAGUUGUGAAAAGUAUUUUUCAAGGUGAUGCUGGAGAUGGGCUUUAUUAUUCCAGUAAAUGUUUGCAGGUGAAAGAUUUUCUAUCAAUCUUCUUUGAAUCCUUCAAGGAACAGGUUUUGGCUCGUACACAUUUCCAUAAAUCAAGCAUACUUGUUUCAAGAGGAAUGAUUAGGCUUAGGGCUGUCAAUUACACUCGUGGAAGUGGGGAUUUGAUGGAUCAGCAGGUAGAUCUAGAUCGUCGUAUUUUGGAUUGGAUUGUAGGUCUUGAUACUGAAAUUGAUGAGCUCAUUGAAGGAAGCCAUUUAUACAAGCCCAAGGUGUCAAUGCAACAAGUUGUUCUUCCAGAUGAGCAGAAAGAAAUGCUGUUGAGGAACAUUGACAACUUUUCAAAGUUCAAGAGUUUCAGAAAAGAAGUUGGUCUUGAAGAUGUUAUCACAUAUGGUGCAGGAUUAGUGAUUCUUCUAUGUGGUCCAUCAGGAACAGGGAAGACUAUGACAGUUGAUGCUGUUGCUCAUCAUCUAGGGAAACGUGUUCUUCUUGUAGAUUUUCAUUCACUUGAAUCAGUAUUUGGGGGAAGUAAACAUGACGAUCAUUCUGUUGAUCUACGUGGACUCUUUCGCGAUGUGGAUAUGAAUGAUGCAAUUAUAUUUUUUGAUGAAUGUGAGGCUCUCUUUAAAAAGAGAGAAAGAGGUGGUGAUAAAUUGUUCAAUGCAUUGCUGACUGAGAUGGAACGACAUGAAGGGAUUAUUAUGCUAGCCACUAACCGCCCUUUAGACCUUGAUGAGGCAAUGCAUAGACGUAUUACAUGUGUGAUUGAAUUCUAUGCACCAGAUCAUACACAACGGCACAAGAUAUGGAAACUUGCAUCUGAACGCCUUCCUGUUGAAGAAGACAUUGAUUGGAUGAAGAUUUCACUAAGGUAUGAGUUGACUGGAGGCUAUAUAAAAAAUGCUUUGGUAAGCUCUUUGCUAAUGGCUAUUUCACGAGAUAGCAAUAACCCAAGGAUCACAGAAGAUGAUAUUAUUUCAGGGUGUCGAUUGCAAAUGCGUAGUAGCUUGCAGAUGAAAUCACUCAAACAAAGGAUUGUUCCAAAGACAUCUAUGGAUGAACUUGUACUAAGCACUACUUUGCAUGAACGUCUAAAUGCUAUUGUGGAAUUCGAAAAGGCGAGAGCUGUCCUCCUUGGGCAAUGGGGGUUCCAACAAGAGAGGCUUGGAGCUACAUGCUUUUUUUGGGGUCCUCAUGGGGCUGGCAAGUCUUCAGCUGCAGAGGCAAUUGGAUAUGAAUUAGGUCGUCCUCUAAAAGUUAUAAACUGCGCUCAAUUGGUUUUGAAAGAAAAUAGCUCAAACACUAGCUCCAAUGUUCGUUCAGCAUUUAAAGAUGCAAGACUUAUGGAUGCUAUUCUUGUCUUCGAUGACUUUCAGAUAUUAAGCUCUGAAACUGGCUCUUCUAAAGGAAACAGCAAUAGUAUCUCAGAAUGGUCAAAUGGAGUCAUAGGUUCCCUUUUACAUGAGUUAGGGAGUUUCCCAAGCAUGUGUAUCCUUAUUGCAAAUAUAAAACAGGGAAGCACAAUUGUUAGGUUGGAUCAUGAAUUAUUGCGUAGAUUGAAAUUUGUUGUGGAAUUUAAGAUGCCAAAUGCUAUCAUGCGGUCCCAAAUGUGGAAGAAAAUGAUACCUAAAGAGACACCGCUUGCUGAAGAUAUCAAUUUUGAGGAUUUGGGUCAUCGUUUUGAAUUUACCAGUGGAUCCAUCAACAUGGCCAUCAUUCGGGCAGCUGCAAAGGCUGCACUACGGGACAACAAAUCAUUCUGCAUUACAAUGAAAGACAUGGUGAAAGCUGCUGAGUCAGAACAAGAACACAUGAACGAUGAAGUCACUGAAAUCAUGAAACGUGCCUUUCUUUAAGAGGACAUUGAUAUUCUUCAAAAAUAUAUACGUAGGUGUCAAGAAGGCUGUCUUUUUCUGCAAAUUUUUGUCCAUUCAAUUGCCUAAUAAUUGUUCAAGUAGCAUUUAGGACAGAAAAAUUAUAAAUGAAAAUUUGAUGUGAAAAAUGUUGAUCAGGGAAGUAAUAAUAAUAAUAGUGCGUACCACCUCUACUAUUACUGGAUCAAUUAAAUCAACAUUUUUUAACGUUCUGAGAACAAAAUUUAAAGAAUUUGAAGACCAUAUAGACUGAUGGUUCAAUUUAUAAUUCAAUUAUGGUUUUUCCUGUUAA
Cryptomeria japonica (Japanese cedar) is the source of this 3934-nucleotide messenger RNA. Its product is annotated as cell division control protein 48. Gene Ontology annotation, cellular component: proteasome regulatory particle, base subcomplex. Gene Ontology annotation, molecular function: proteasome-activating activity; ATP hydrolysis activity; ATP binding. The transcript is spliced from 22 exons. Gene Ontology annotation, biological process: proteasome-mediated ubiquitin-dependent protein catabolic process. The coding region runs from base 322 to 3624 and encodes 1100 amino acids. The record is from RefSeq and is a predicted model, not a curated record. NCBI's taxonomy places the organism in Eukaryota, Viridiplantae, Streptophyta, Pinopsida, Cupressales, Cupressaceae.